AUGGUCUCCAUCUCUGGGGCAUCUACUUCACCGCAGCAGAGGGUAGUCGAGAUGCUCGGUACAUGUUAUGUACUGCGGAAUGCCAACCCACCCGUUUAUGAGCUACUACAGCGUGGAAGCAUCGAUCCACUUGAUCCUACCAGACACGCUGAUGAUAUCAAUACUGUUCGAGUGGAAGCAGAGCGACCUCUCGCCAUGGCGGCGAAUGCCCGUAGGGGUUGA
Messenger RNA from Perkinsus marinus ATCC 50983, 222 nucleotides. RefSeq lists its product as hypothetical. Lineage: Eukaryota; Perkinsozoa; Perkinsida; Perkinsidae. The transcript has 3 exons. The record is from RefSeq and is a predicted model, not a curated record. The coding region runs from base 1 to 222 and encodes 73 amino acids.